Glycine soja is the source of this 1605-nucleotide messenger RNA. Its product is annotated as probable trehalose-phosphate phosphatase J. NCBI's taxonomy places the organism in Eukaryota, Viridiplantae, Streptophyta, Magnoliopsida, Fabales, Fabaceae. Gene Ontology annotation, biological process: trehalose biosynthetic process. The record is from RefSeq and is a predicted model, not a curated record. Gene Ontology annotation, molecular function: trehalose-phosphatase activity. The transcript has 12 exons. Bases 189 to 1286 code for a protein of 365 amino acids.
CCUCCCUCACACUUACAUUACACUCUCCAUUUCUCAUCCCUUUUCUUCUCUUCACUCUUCAUUUCCUGUCACUACUCUCCUUCUUCUUUGAUCUAUAUAUUCUGCCACAACAGCACAGCACACAAUAACUAAACCACAACAUUUGAAGUUAGUUACUUACUUUCUUUUGAAACUUUGAUUGUGUCAAAAUGACGCAGCAGAAUGUGGUAGUGUCUGAUACUAAAUCCGGAGUUUCCUUAACGGUUUUUCCAACAACAACACAAAAGCCACCGGCGGCGCCUGGAGGGUAUAUUUCCAUUCCGAGGAGGAGGGUUUUGAAGAACCUUGAAAUCAAUGGAGGCCAAAGAAUCAAUGCAUGGGUUGAGUCCAUGAGAGCCUCCUCUCCUACCCAUCAUAAAUCCACACCUUUGUCUCAGGAGCAUAACUCUUGGAUUCUUCACCAUCCAUCAGCAUUAGACAUGUUUGACCAAAUUAUUGACGCGUCAAAGGGAAAACAAAUUGUCAUGUUUCUGGACUAUGAUGGCACGCUGUCUCCUAUAGUCGACGACCCUGACCGUGCUUUCAUGUCUGAUUCGAUGAGAAAAACAGUGAGGAAACUUGCUAGGUGUUUCCCUACUGCUAUAGUGACCGGCAGAUGCAAAGACAAGGUUUACAAUUUUGUUCGAUUGGCAGAGCUAUAUUAUGCAGGAAGCCAUGGCAUGGAUAUUAAAGGACCAACAAGAAGCUCCAAAUACAACAAAGAUAGCAAAGCUGAGGCAAUCCUUUGUCAACCUGCCAGUGAUUUUCUUCCCUUGAUAGAUGAGGUGUAUCAACAAUUAGUUGAAAAGACAAAAUCAACUCCUGGAGCUCUGGUUGAGAACAACAAGUUCUGUCUUUCAGUCCAUUUUCGUUGCGUUGAUGAAAAGAAAUGGAGUGAACUGGCACGCCAAGUGAAAUCAGUUUUAAAGGAGUACCCGAAGCUUCGACUUACCCAAGGAAGAAAGGUGCUAGAGAUUCGUCCCACUAUUAAAUGGGACAAAGGGAAAGCCUUGGAAUUUUUAUUAGAGUCACUAGGUUUGGCCAAUUGUAGUGAUGUCUUUCCUGUUUAUAUUGGCGAUGAUCGAUCCGAUGAAGAUGCUUUCAAGAAAUUAAGAGACAGAGGACAAGGUUUUGGCAUUCUUGUCUCCAAAUUUCCGAAAGACACAAGUGCAUCUUACUCUUUGCAAGAACCCAACGAGGUGAUGAACUUUCUUCAACGCUUGGUGGAGUGGAAACAUGUGUCCCUGGGAGCACGUUCCCGAGUGUAAACGAGAAAGAUGAAAUGACAUGCACAUCCCUACCCUGCCAUGAAAAAGAAGCUCAACUUGGGUAGAAUAUAGGAUGUUUUGUAUUUUUUGUUCAAGUCAGAACAAAAAUGUAUGGAAAAAGAAAGACAAAAGUGUUUUUCUUAGUUUGAAAGACGUCUACAUUCAUGUAAUUAGCCAAGUAGUACUCAGUACAUGGGAAAAAAGAUUAUGUAGCCUUCAGAUGCAAGUCUGAAUGGAUUAAAUUUUCCCUCUUCCUUGUUACAUCGAUCAAACUAUGAUUAAGUAUGGUUUCUCAACCGUGAUUUUGUUUUUUGUCUCA